Messenger RNA from Fopius arisanus, 988 nucleotides. It is a transcript of the gene Yip1d1, whose product is annotated as Yip1 domain-containing 1. Gene Ontology annotation, cellular component: trans-Golgi network. Gene Ontology annotation, biological process: endoplasmic reticulum to Golgi vesicle-mediated transport; vesicle fusion with Golgi apparatus. NCBI's taxonomy places the organism in Eukaryota, Metazoa, Arthropoda, Insecta, Hymenoptera, Braconidae. The record is from RefSeq and is a predicted model, not a curated record. Bases 112 to 891 code for a protein of 259 amino acids. The transcript is spliced from 2 exons.
UCGGCAAGUUCGUCAUUUCCGUCGUGCUGUCAACAAAACGUCUCGAGUCCACAAAAAUUGUUAAUAAACGUAAACAGCGUUGAUUAAUAGUGAUAAUUAUUGUACAAACAAAUGUCCGGUUACACCGGUCAGGACAAUUACUGGGGCCAACCACCCCAAGGCCAAUAUAACUUUGAACCCGCUGGGUUUGGCCAACCUAACCCACAAUUCGACUUUCAAUCCUACGGAGAUGAUCAGGGUACGGAUUAUGCAUAUUCCCAGAAGAGCUACCUGGACCCGACGCAGGGCCACUACGGGGGGGAGAUAUCGUAUGCAUCUGACGACUACGGAAAAGCUGCUGGAUUUGGAGAGGAGGAGGAUGAGCCUCCACUCCUGGAGGAGCUUGGAAUCGAUCCAGACAGGAUCAUCCAGAAGACCUUGGCGGUUUUGAAUCCUUUCCACCGCAGGGGACAGAUUGAUGAUGCUACUUAUCUUCUCCAGGAUGCUGAUCUCGCGGGACCAGUGGCAUUCUGCCUCGUCCUCGCUGCUUUUCUCCUGCUCGCUGGAUCCAAAGCCCAUUUUGGGUAUGUUUAUGGGCUGGCUGUGACCUCCUGCAUACUCAUGUACAUCCUUCAGUCUCUCAUGAGCAGCACUGGGAAUAUUACUCUCGGAUCUGUUGCCUCGGUUCUUGGGUAUUGUUUAUUGCCUGUCGUUGGACUCGCUGGAAUCAGCAUCUUCACCACCCUUAAGGGACCCUUGGGGAUGGCUGUCGGUGCUCUCGCUGUUGCCUGGGCCACUCUCUCUGCUUCUAGAUUAUUUUCUGCCAUGUCCGGGGAGGAGAAACAACGAUUACUCAUUGCUUAUCCAUGUCUCCUAUUGUAUGGUGUAUUCACUCUGAUCGUUAUAUUCUGAAUGCGACUUACGAUUUUUCGUCCGGUCUGAUUAUCAUUUUUAUUUGUAAGAGAUUGUAAUUACGAUUUGUAUUGUAAAUAAAUUUAUUGGAAUAUAA